AUGGACAGCGCACUUUUCCAGUCUCAGGGGGACUCACGUCUGGGCUCUGACUGGGGUCCUGGAGGAGCCUGGCUCGUCUCCAGCGUCACCUCGACAGGCGAUGUGCGAGCUGCGCACGGCAGUGUAGCCCGCUCGUCUGUAGAAGGUCCCGGCGCGACGGGAGCAGCGCCCAGCGCCCAGGCAGGGAGCCCGGCAGGCGCAGGAGAGGAGUCCGGGCGGCCGGGGGGGCCGGAGCCACAGAACGCUGAUUGCGGCGCUGCCAACAGCAGGAGGAGGAGGAGAGGGGAGGCUGUGGUGUCGGUCCUGUCGGUGCCUGUCGGUGCCGGGGACGGGGGACGAGCGCGGCGGUCCUGCGUGGAUGCGAGCGUGUGUGUGUGGAUGCGCGUGUGCGCGCGGCCGCCUGGGGGCGAUGAUGUAAUCCUGUUUGUGUGUAAGUGUGCCAGCUGUGUGUGUGGGGGGGGGUGGGAGCACGUGCCGUGGGGCCGUGUGAGCGCGGAGGGUGGCGUGAUGCCCCGGCGCUCGGCGCUGCGCCCCUGCUCGGAUGAUGAAGACGUCCCCUGCCUGCCGACCUACACGGGCUCAGGCAGCGUCUACGGCCCCCCCCACCCCCUGGGGCCGCUCAGCGCCUCCACCAGCCACAUCAACCGGCUGGGCACCGCCGGCGCCUACGACAAGCCGGGCUGCCAGAACGGGCUGAGCGCCUCCGACAGCGGCCGCUCCUCCUCCGGCAAGAGCUCCUCCUCCUGCCAGCGGCUCAGCCACCUGAGCGACGCCCCGCCCCUGCGCCCCUCCCCCUCCUCCGACGACAUCAUCCAAGACCUGGAGGACCGCCUCUGGGAGAAGGAGCAGGAGGUGCUGCACAUGCGCCGCAACCUGGACCAGAGCGAGGCCGCCAUCGUGCAGGUGUUCGAGGAGAAGCAGCGCGUGUGGGAGCGCGAGAUGGAGGAGCUGCGGCAGAACUACGCCAACAAGCUGCAGCAGGUGUCGCGCAAGGCGCAGCGCACCCAGCAGACCCUGCAGCUGCAGAUCAGCCGGCUGCAGCAGGACAAGCGCAGGCUGCAGGAGGAGCUGGCGGCCCUGCUGGCCCAGAGGGAGGAGCUGGAGAGGAAGUGCCUGGACUACAAGAAGGAGCAGGCUGACAUCCUGCCUCGCCUGGAGGAGACCAAGUGGGAGGUGUGCCAGAAGGCCGGGGAGAUCUCCCUGCUGAAGCAGCAGCUGCGUGAGUCGCAGGCGGAGGUGGCGCAGCGCGCGGGCGAGAUGGUGGCGCUGCGGGCGCAGCUCAGGGAGCUGAGCGGGCAGCUGCGGGAGCGCGAGGAGGCGGUGCUGGGGCUCAAGGACUCCUACAGCAGCAAGAGCCUGGCGCUGGAGCGCUGCGAGGGGGAGCUGCAGAGGACGCUGGCCGAGGUCUCUCUGCUGCGGGACAAGCUGGGCGUGUUCGAAGCAGAGGUGCUGGGACUGAAGCAAGCGCUGGUGGAGCUGGGGGGGGCCGGGCGGGCGGCUGUGCCCUCCCCUCAGAGCCCCCCGGACGGGCCGCCGCCCCCCCAGGCGGACGCCCUGCUGAGCCUGCAGAGCGACGAGGCGAAGGCGCAGCGGCAGGCCGAGGCGGGGGGGCUGCGGCGGCAGCUGGAGAGGCUGCAGGGCGAGCUGAGGCUGGAGAGGCAGCAGAGGGAGAGGCAGGCGCUCAGCUUCGCCAAGGAGCGGCACACCUGGCAGGGCGAGAAGGAGCGCGUGCUCAAGUACCAGGCCCAGCUGCAGCUCAACUACGUGGAGAUGUACCAGAAGAACCAGGCCCUGGAGCAGCAGGUGGGCCAGCUCAGCUCCAAGAUCAGCCUCCCCUCCCCGCCCACCAGCCUCCCGCUGCCCCCCCCGCCCCCCCCCGAGGACAAGAAGCCCUCCCCGCCCCAGCUCACCCCGCCCUGGGGCGGGCCGUCCCGUCUCGAGCGGAUCGAGUCGACGGAGAUCUAGCCGGCCUGUCCCGGGACACGGCACCGCUGGCGAGGCAGCGCCGGGCUGCAGAGAGCGCAGAGAGGUUGGGCCGCGCGGACCGCGCCCAUCCGGGGACAGAGGAACUGGCACUGACGCUCUGCUGGCCCACUGGAGCUCAUCCAUUUACUCACGCUGAGCCCACUGGUGGCACCUGGACUGACACGCUGACUGGAGCUGCUGCUGGCGGCGUGCAAACUGGGAGCCUGACACACUGACACGGGAGCUGCAGCUGUCCAGCCUCACUCCUCCUGCGGUCUAUGGCCUGGGAGAGCUCCCUGGCCCGCUCGAGGCAGAUUAGUUUUGGGGGAGCUGUUUGUAUUCCUCCUUCUAAAUCUCUCAUCUAAGGAUAAUGAGGGCUACGGUUUUGAAAUUGAAUUUACCUGAGCUGCAGCACUGACCCCUGGUGCUGAUCAACUGCAGGCAGCGGGUCGGUCCGUUAGUACUGAGGCCUGGCGCCGAUCCACUGCAGACAGCAGGGUCGGUCCAACAGUACUGACCCCCGGCGCCGAUCCACUGCAGACAGCAGGGUCGGUCCAACAGUACUGAUCCCCGGCGCCGAUCCACUGCAGGCAGCGGAUCACUCCAGGAGCACUGAGGCCUGGUGCUGAUCAACUGCAGGCAGCGGGUCGGUCCGUUAGUACUGAGGCCUGGCGCCGAUCAACUGCAGGCAGCGGGUCAGUCCAGGAGCACUGAGGCCUGGCGCCGAUCCCCAGAUCAUCACUGAGAUGUUCUCGUACUAUGGAACACAGGUAUUUCCUCAGGGAUGCCUCUCAGAUAUUCCAGGAUUAACAGUGAGGUGUUCCAGUAGAAAAUACUGACUGCAGUUGCAGGGCAGGAAACUAGUAUUUGAGUAUGGAGAGCUUAGAUUAUUACAGUGUAGGACACUGAAGUGUUCCAGAAGGGAAAACACAGAUAUUCAGUACAGAUCAUCGUGGUAUGCACAGCUGAGAUAUUCUUGUGCAAAUCUGUGAAAUAUUUGAACAUGCAGAUAUUUUGCAGGAGCAUAGAGAGGUAUUCCAGUAGAAAAUUCCCAGGUGGAGGUGUUCUGUAUCUCUGGAUUACAGAACGCAGUAUGACUGUGUUCCAGAGCACAUCUCAUUAAAAUGAUCUGGAACAGAACACAUGACCACGUUGUAAUGAUCCAACUUGAUAAGUCAGCUGAAAAUGAAUUGCAUGAGGUCAGCAGUGUGGGGAAGUGGCCAGGGCUCUGGCUUCAGUGGCUUUGAAGACAAAUAUCAAGGAAAUAAUAAUCCUGGGGUGAUAUGAGAGUAGACUCACGUCGUGCUCUGAGGAGCUCAGCUGUGUUGUGUCCUGCUGCAGUUCGCCCUGGACUCCCUCCCCUGCCCACCUCGUCCACCCCAAGCUCGUUACACACACAGACCCCCUCGCCACUGGUACAAGAAGAAAAACCUCUUUCCAAGUAGCUGCCAUUAAACAAAGUAAAGUAAAAGUCCCUGAGCCACCCUUUACAUGAACAUUGUUUGCUUCAGCUGCCAGGGUGCAAGACCACAGAGGCACACAGUGCCUGGCCUGAGAGGGGCAGCAUGCUGCACCACCCCCUCUGCUGGUAGGCCCGUGUCAGUGCACACCUGCUAGCGCCAGCCCCCAGGAGCAGACAGGACCUGGCCCGAGGAGAGAUUGCGCCUGUGCAGUGGGAUUUGGCUCCUCUCUGAUAAGUGUGGACUUCAGUGCCAGCAGCGCGCUGCUGGAGAAGAUGGAGAGCUGGCUGACCAGCCGAGGGCUCACCUGCGCACACCUGGACUGUUAGUGACCCUGGGAGCCGAGCCGCAGGAGCUGCGAUGAGGCUGCGCUCCUCUUCAGAUAGAGCAUUUUACUUGAAAACCACCUUGAAAUUCUCUGUUUCGAACAAUCAGAAAAGGUUUAAACAAAAACUGGAUCUUCUGGUGAAAUUCUAAGAAAUGGGGAGUGAGAAGAUUGUAUAUGGACUCAAUUGGACAAGAAGGGUAAGCUGGUUCAAUACAGUGAAAGAAUUCAUUGAGUGAAAGAAAGCAAUUAGGGGCUUAAAGCUGAAUUAAAAAAGCUGUGAGCCUGGAGACCUGUGGACAGCUGUGGUGGACAGGAGAGGGAACGACCCCGGACCCCCCAGAAACUCGCCACCCCACGCAGCAGGUGAGCGGAGGGCACAGCAGAGGGAGUCGAACUCGUGCCAUCAAAACACGCUGGAAGAUAAUCGAUCUCACAAACUCCCGCUCUGAAAGCCACAGCAGCAGAGGCCCAGUGGUCGACCCCUCUGGCCUGAGCAGCUGUGUGCCUGUGUGCUUGGUGGGGCAGCAGACAGCAGACAGCAGACAGACAGACGAGCAGACUUGAACAGGGGGCGGGAAGUCCCAGCAGUCACCGCCCCGAAGAGCCUGCCCCAUUAAAAUGAGCAGUUUGGCACCUGUGACACAACACCAAGCCCAAAAUGGAAGAGGAACAACUUCAGCCUACCUUAACCUUGUGCAUUACGCACGGCCUGACAUAUAUGCCUGCUACUGGACAAUUGUGCUUAAUUAAACUGCUCAUUCUAAUAUGGCGGGGUUUUGAGUAACCUGAACAUGAUCUUAGGAAAUCUUGGGCUCCUGAAAAUGUCCGUGAAUCUGGGAAUGUGGGAAUCCUGAUGGUUUGAGCCCUUCCUGGACCCGGGGUGGAGUGGCAGGGGUGGGCAGAGGGCUGGGGGGGAGAGUGGAACAGCAUCGAGUCGGGAAGGAGGAAGAGGAGGGGACUGACAGAGGUGGAGAAAGCAGGAGAGAGACAGAGAGGCAGUAUUGCUUCACAGGUCCCAGGACUGCACAGAGCCCCACAGGGCUCCUCGGGGCUGGUCAGGAACCCACAGGGCUCAGUGUGGUUUGCAGGACGCUAUAGUGUCCACAGAGUCCAUAGGUGUUUAUAGGAUCCACAGGGAGAUAUAGGCUACACAGGGAUCUGUAUAGUGCACAGAUCGAUACAGGCUACACAGGGAGAUGUAGGCUACACAGGGCCCAAGGGAUACACAGGGCACUACAGGCUACAGCAGGGGUCCGAGAAGAACCACAGGGUUCCACAGCAAUCCACAAUGUCCAUAG
Messenger RNA from Lepisosteus oculatus (spotted gar), 5051 nucleotides. The record is from RefSeq and is a predicted model, not a curated record. Lineage: Eukaryota; Metazoa; Chordata; Actinopteri; Semionotiformes; Lepisosteidae.